Eurytemora carolleeae is the source of this 1440-nucleotide messenger RNA. RefSeq names its product gastric triacylglycerol lipase. Lineage: Eukaryota; Metazoa; Arthropoda; Copepoda; Calanoida; Temoridae. The record is from RefSeq and is a predicted model, not a curated record. Gene Ontology annotation, biological process: lipid metabolic process. The transcript has 18 exons. Gene Ontology annotation, molecular function: hydrolase activity, acting on ester bonds. The coding region runs from base 37 to 1416 and encodes 459 amino acids.
AACAGUUGAAAGAGGAAACUGGUGGAAAAAAGGAAAAUGUUAAAAUCCGCCAUCUUGCUUCUCUUCGGAUCUGCCCUCCUUACGAAUGUUUGUGGGGAUGAAGACGACAUAUACAUGGAUUUCUUGACGGAAUCUAAUCAUCGGGAAAUCCCCGAAAUGACCGUACCACAGCUGAUAAAGUAUUGGGGAUAUCCUGUAGAGGAGCAUUGGGUAACUACAGAGGAUGGAUACAUUCUUGGUCUGCACAGGAUACCGUACGGUAAAGAUGGAUUAGAUGUACAUGAUGAACCUAGACCUGUUGUGUACAUGCAGCACCCCCUUACUGCGUCAUCAGGAGCUUGGGUGUUUGGUCCUCCAACCAAAUCCCUGGGAUUUAUUCUAGCAGAUCAGGGUUAUGAUGUAUGGAUGUCUAACAGUCGAGGAAACACAUAUUCAAGAAAUCACACAUAUUUGGAUCCUUGUGCACUAGAAAGAUGUAAGGAGUUCUGGGAUUUUGAUUGGCACGAAGGAGGUCUUUAUGAUGUCUCUGCUGGUAUUGACUUUGUUCUGAAGAGUACAGGAAUGGAACAAGUUAACUAUAUUGGACACAGCAUGGGAACAACGCAGUAUCUUGUUCUUUUAUCUUCGAGGCCUGAAUAUAAUGAGAAGAUAAAACUUGGUGUUCUUCUGGCUCCUCCAGCAUAUAUGAGCCAUGCAUCCAACCCUAUAUUUUUAGAUAAAACUUGGUGUUCUUCUGGCUCCUCCAGCAUAUAUGAACCAUGCAUCCAACCCUAUAUUUUUAGAAUAAAACUUGGUGUUCUUCUGGCUCCUCCAGCAUAUAUGAGUCAUGCAUCCAACCCAAUAUUUGAUAUUGCAGUCUGGGCUGGAGACGUAGAGAUUCUGUAUCAUUUGUUUGGAUUUUAUGAAUUUCUUCCACACUAUGAUAUUAUUUCAUGGUUUGCUCACAGUUUCUGUGGCGAUGAACAUCCAUUGACGAGUAUUCUUUGUACCAACAUUGGUUUUCUUAUCCUUGGCUUCAAUCCAGGAGAGUUGAAUGGUACUAUGAUACCUACCUACCUGGACCAUAUACCUGAAGGUACCUCAACAAGAACUUUUACCCACUAUGCUCAACUCUUUCUAUCAGAAAAUUUUGAGUCCUAUGAUUUCGGUGAAGCAGAAAAUCUGAGAAGAUAUAAUCAGACGACACCAUUGCAAUAUCAGCUAGAGAAGGUUACUGCUCCAACAGCUAUAUUUAAAGGAGACCAUGACAGUUUAGUCAGCUUAGAUGAUGUUGAGAUCCUAGUGAAUAGAUUACCGAAUGUUGUGUUUGAUCAUCUCGUUGAAAUCACUGGCUGGACCCAUACAUCAUACAUCAUAGCUACUAACGCUGACCAGCUGAUUUAUAAAUAUGUUGUUGAUUUGUUAGAGGAAUAUUAGAUCAUUAAAUUGGAAAGGAAUUGA